UUUAUUUGAAACUAAUCAUAUUACUGUCAUAAAAGGUUAGUGUAAUUAACCCUAAAUGAUAAAUCCAAGAAAAUAUUACUGAGAACUGCAAAAAGCUUUUCUCAUUCUCUCCUCCAUUGUGAUUUCUUCACUUUCUACUUGUAUACUCAUUACUCAUUUGAUGGCUGAACCGACCGAUUCCGCCAUGGCUACCACCGCUGCGCCGCCUCAGUCACCGCCAUCGCCGGCGGCUGUACAAGUGGAAGCUCAUCAACAACAAAAUGAACAACAAACCGUGAAUGCUGCUGCUUCACACACAAUCAUUCAACAGUCUGAGUUACGACAGCCACCGAAUGAGUCAAUUGCUGAUUUUCGCAAACUGUCGGAUGCCUUUUCAGCAUUCCAGAACUGUUUCGCGGAGUUACAAAAACACGUUUGUUCAAUUCAGACGUUGAUCGACUCUAUGCGGCCAUCGCUUCCGGCAGCAGCAGCGACAGCGACAACAGCGGCGCCAGAGGUGGAGACGUCUUCGGAAUCUGAUCCUUCGGAAGAAGUAGAGGCGGAGGAUGUGGAGGUGGUGAAAACCCCGAAAUCCCCUUGCUCGGCGUUGAAAUCGACUAUUUCAGAGGUGGAAAGCCUGUGUGAGAAGAUGGAUGGACGUGGUUUGCGGAAGUAUAUGAUAGUGCAUAUCGAAGAUAUAAAUGGACUGGUUGAACAAGUUUCUAAGGCAUUGAAAUUGUCUCCUAAUCCUGGGAGGCUUGUAUUGGAUUGUCUAGGGAAAUUUUAUUUGCAAGGAAGUAAGGCGUAUGUCAAGGGUUCACCCGUUAUUAACGGAAGGAAGGCUUCGAUAUUGGCCUUGGAGUGUUUCUUGGUUAUGGGAGUUGACGAGGGAGUUGAGAUUGAGAAAGAGGUGAAAGAAGAAGCUGGGAAGGCAGCUUUUUUAUGGAGGAAGAGGUUGAUUGCUGAAGGAGGUUUACGAAAGGCUCAUGAUAUGGAUGCCCGGGGUUUGCUAUUGCUGAUUGGGUGUUUCGGGAUUCCAAGAGGAUUUAGUAAUGUGGAUAUCAGGGAUUUGCUUCUGGCAAGUCCGUUCAAGAAGAAUAUGAAUGGUGCCCUCACUCGAUCAAAUGCCUUCAUGAAAAAGAUUCCAGAAAUAAUAGAGGAGAUGGUGAAUGAAAAGUUGGUAAUUGAGGCAGUUGAUAUUGCCUAUACAUUUGGAAUUGAGGACAGAUUUAAUCCUCAAAAACUUGUGAUUUCAUUUUUACGGAAGUCCAAAGAGCCAUUGAUCAAGAAGAUGAAGGGAAAAUCCCAAGGGUCACUUGCUGAUAUGAAUGAUGCAAAAAAGCAGCACUUGGCUGCUCUGAGAUCUGUCACCAAAUGUUUGAGACGUCAUGGUAUUAAACUUUCAGAACUUCUUCCUGGGUGGAAAAUAAAUGAGAAAAUAAUGAGCUUGGAGAAAGAAAUUGCAGAAGGUGAGACGAAGAUGGCACAAAAGAGAAAAAUUGAUGAAACUGAGUCAUCUGGAAGGAUCAGCAACAACGAAGCGAAACGAUCACAUUUUCCAAAUCAACGGCUACAACAGGAAAGAGUUGUUAAUCUUAUUGAUAGCAACAGCACCUUGUUAGAAGGUGGAACUGCUGGCCACAUGUAUGUUUAUUCUCUGUCCCCAUCAGUAUUGCAUCGACCUGUUGGAAGCUCGAUGCAUGACAAUGUUGGCUCACUAGCAGGAAUUGUGAGAGGUGUGUCCGCAGGCACAGAUGUUGUUCCGCAAGCAGCUUCAUAUGCUGGAGGUCAUAGAAGGAUUCUAGUUGAUUCUACACCCGGGUGUACAGGAAGUCAUGUUGGUCAACUAUAUGGAUUGCAUGGUGAUGUAGCCGUGCACGACGGACUGCUCUCCCACAGCUAUGCUUAUGGACCAUCAUCAUAUUUGGAAGGCUCGAGGGGUUUGCCAAACACCAUACGCACUGAUGUUGCUGGACGGAGCUCUGCAUCUGACCCCUAUCAGCUUGAUGAUAGUGUUAGAGCAAGUGAACUCUACAGGAGCGGUGGCUUGAGAGCAGCUGAUGCUGUUCCAUCUGUUGCCUCUGCGCAUCUUUCGUCCCACUUGUACUGGCCCUGAUAGUUUUGCCUUGGGUAGGCAUCACCAUCUAAUCUCUCUCUCUCUGUAGUAUAGCCAGCCUAGAAGUGAUUUCUCUUGGUCUCUGAAAACGCAGAGUCACAAAAAUGUUUGUGUUUCAAUAGCUACUUAGAAACUUUGGUUGAUUUUGAAGCUUAGACAGUGGGGUCUAAACUUGCAUAGCAAAAUUUCAUUGGUCUGGGAAGACUUAAAUUAAAAUAUCAAUUAGAGGCAAAAAUGACUUAAUCCUGCUUCUUUAUCA
Molecule: messenger RNA, 2354 nt
Organism: Capsicum annuum
Lineage: Eukaryota; Viridiplantae; Streptophyta; Magnoliopsida; Solanales; Solanaceae
Product: protein FRIGIDA
Exons: 3
Coding region: 161-2095 (644 amino acids)
Source: RefSeq, a predicted model, not a curated record